Fimicolochytrium jonesii is the source of this 715-nucleotide messenger RNA. RefSeq lists its product as uncharacterized. The record is from RefSeq and is a predicted model, not a curated record. The transcript has 3 exons. Lineage: Eukaryota; Fungi; Chytridiomycota; Chytridiomycetes; Spizellomycetales; Powellomycetaceae. Bases 19 to 630 code for a protein of 203 amino acids.
AUUCCAUCGCACAAGAGCAUGAACAUCGAGGCGUUCUCAGCGUUCCUUGUGGAUUACAAACAUGCAGAUCCCGCCCUGGAUGAAUUUUACCGGGAUGAGAUUCACGUCGCUCGCAGGUUCAAGGCGUUCUCACUGCGGCAAAAGUCUGAGAGCAAGCUCAUUAAGAAUUUGCGACGCCGGUAUGGAAAGCAUUUUUCGGUCAUCUUGGGUGAUUGGAGCGAUGCUGGGAAAACGAUGCGCUUUCAGGAGUCAUCAAAGACCAAGGGAUUCCGCACACUCUUUGCAAGAAACAGCAUUCCAUGCUACUUGCUAGAUGAGUAUCGAACGUCGUCCGUGUGCCCAGACUGCCACGGCCGUGUGAAGAAAAACAUCCAACAGCGGCUGUCAUCUUGGCCGUGGCAAGCUAGAAAGGGAAGAAUGGAAUACGUCCAUGGAUUGGUGGGUUGCCCCAACCCCGAAUGUAUCAACCAAGACUGGACGCCAUUUGGGAUUCCUGGAAGACAACCACUACGACUACGAAUGAAAGCGCACAAUCGGGACGUCCUAAGCACCAAGAAUUUCCUCUCGAUUGUGCGUUCGGUGGUGUUUGGCGAUGGCCGCAGACCAGACGCAUUCUCCCGUAACCGGUAGUCUAGAAUUUUCACCCCAUUCAAUGUUCCGUGGUGGUUAUCUGCCAUCCACAUCAUUGUACCUCUGCCGGAGGCAUCGCCGAUGA